Molecule: messenger RNA, 1765 nt
Organism: Papaver somniferum (opium poppy)
Lineage: Eukaryota; Viridiplantae; Streptophyta; Magnoliopsida; Ranunculales; Papaveraceae
Product: protein PMR5-like
Exons: 5
Coding region: 345-1511 (388 amino acids)
Cellular component (GO): Golgi apparatus
Molecular function (GO): O-acetyltransferase activity
Source: RefSeq, a predicted model, not a curated record
GAGAUCAAGAAUCUCAGUUAUUCAUUUUAUAUAUAUAUAUAUAAUUUUGUAAUGGUGUAUGCACUAGACUCACACACUCGUGAGUCACCACUAUGAAAUGUAAAACCCUUUUGCUUGCUAGCUAAAAGGGAGAGUUCAUUCAUAUAUAUAUAUUAAGUAGCUCACAUGAAACCAUCUUGUAAGCAAUCCUCCUCCUUCCUUCCUUCACAUGCAACUCUCCCACACCAAAACAAAACAUAUACAUACACACUUCUCUUAAAAAGUUCCUUCUACAAAACUCUUUCUCAAUCUCUCAUUCUCUGCAAAAAAAGCUUUAUCUUCCUAUACUUUACUUAUCUCUUUCAAUGGGAGUUCAUUGUGUUUGUAAAGUUCUUUUGUUGUUGAUACUGUUUGAAAUAGUAUCAUCAACUCAACUGCAAAUAACAAAAUUACACAAACAAAAACCACCAAAUUCAUCAUCAAAAUCUCAUAAGGGUAAUAAUAAGAAGAAACCAGUUGUUCCUCCAAACCAAGAAAGUUGUAAUAUAUUUGUAGGAAGUUGGGUUCAAGAUGAUAGUUACCCAAUUUAUCAAUCAUCAAAUUGUCUUAUCAUUGAUCCUGAGUUCAACUGUCAAUUAUACGGCAGACCGGACUCUGCUUAUCUCAAAUAUAAAUGGCAACCCAGUGGUUGUAAUAUUCCAAGGUUCAAUGGGCUUGAUUUCUUAACAAAAAUGAAAGGAAAAUCGAUUAUGUUCAUCGGAGAUUCGUUAGGUCUGAACCAAUGGCAAUCUUUGGUUUGCAUGAUAUCGGCAGCAGUACCAAAAGCCAAAACUCAGUUUACGAAACAUGAUCCUUUAUCAUCAUUUAAAUUUGUGGAAUAUGGAGUCAGUGUAUCCUUCUACCGAACACCGUAUCUAGUCGAUAUCGACAGUGUCAACGGAAAGCGAAUUCUCCGACUUGACAGUAUUUCUCAAAGCGGCAGUAUCUGGAAAGAUGUUGAUGUUCUAUCGUUUAAUUCCGGGCACUGGUGGUCUCAUAAAGGACAACUUCAAGGGUGGGAUAGCAUGGAACUAGGAGGAUCAAUCUACGAAGAUAUGGAUCGUUUGGUUGCUUUUGAUAGAGGAAUGAGAACAUGGUCAAACUGGGUUGACACCAACAUUGACACAACCAAAACUAGAGUUUACUUCCAAGGUGUUUCUCCUACGCAUUACAAUCCUAAAGAGUGGAAAGACAAUUCAGGGAGGAAGAAUUGUUACGGAGAAACAGGACCUUUAGGUGGAGAAACAUAUCCUGGGUCAUACCCAGAUCAGAUGGGGGUAAUUCAAUCAGUGAUCAGGGAUAUGAAAACACCUACUUAUCUACUCGACAUAACGGUUCUUUCCGAGCUACGAAAAGAUGGGCAUCCGUCGGUAUACAGUGGAAAUGUGACUCCAGAUCAAAGAUUGAACCCGAAUCGCUCUUCGGAUUGUAGUCAUUGGUGCCUACCGGGGUUGCCGGAUACUUGGAACCAGUUGUUCUAUGCUACAAUUUAAAACACAGUUGUUUUUAGGCUGCUGCUGCUGCUGCUGCUGCAUUACUGAUUGAUAUACUUGCUACCGUAUAGUACAGGGUGCACAUUGUGCCGGCGUUUCUCAUUUAAUCGUGGGGUAUAAGUUAUUAUAUAUAUACAAAUGUGUAAUCAUUCAAAACGGUACGCAACAAUGCGUAUUUGUUACAGUUAUUGGAAUUUCUGCAUUAACAUAUUUCUAAUAUAAUAAGAAGAAAAUUGUUUGCUUACAAACAUAAG